ACAGCCUUCCAGAAGUGGAAAGACAUUUUAACCCCUGUGCUUGUCAGUCCUCUCCUCCCGGGGCUCGGUGGAAGCAAUCCCCUGCUUCAGGUUAAGGGAAGAGCCCCGGGAUUACACCAGCCCCGAGGGGUGCCCUGUUUGGGACGUCUGAGCAAGAGGAAGGGUCCGGGAUUUGCCUUCGUGCUUGGAUUGCCAGAUCCAAAUAGCAGGCACAGCCUGCCAAGACGAUGACAGUCACUUAUUCCAGCAAAGUAGCAAAUGCCACUUUCUUUGGAUUUCACAGAUUACUCCUAAAGUGGAAAGGCAGCAUCUACAAAUUGCUGUACAGAGAAUUUAUUGUUUUUGCUACUCUUUACACAGCGAUAAGUGUAUUAUACAGAUUUUUUCUUACAGGAAGCCAAAAACGGUUCUUUGAAAAAUUAUCAAUUUACUGUGACAAAUAUGCUGAACAAAUCCCAGUAACUUUUGUGCUUGGUUUCUAUGUCACACUGGUGGUGAACCGGUGGUGGAACCAGUUUGUGAAUUUGCCAUGGCCAGACCGACUGAUGUUCUUGAUCUCCAGCUGUGUCCAGGGAAGAGAUGAAUACGGCCGCUUGCUCAGGAGGACUCUAAUGCGCUACGUGAAUUUAACUUCUCUGCUGAUCUUUCGCUCCGUGAGCACAGCCGUGUACAAAAGGUUUCCCACCAUGGACCAUGUGGUGGGUGCAGGUUUUAUGACAAGAUAUGAAAGAAAAAUAUUUGAUGACCUUAAGUCUCCCCACCUAAAAUACUGGGUUCCCUUUGUCUGGUUUGGAAAUUUGGCAUCGAAGGCACGGAAAGAGGGUAGAAUUCGAGACAGUGUGGAUCUGCAGACGCUAAUGAAUGAGAUGAAUAAGUACCGGUCCUGGUGUAGCCUUUUGUUUGGCUAUGACUGGGUUGGAAUUCCACUGGUCUAUACACAGGUUGUUACUCUUGCAGUCUAUACUUUUUUCUUUGCCUGCCUGAUAGGGCGCCAAUUUUUGGAUACUGACCAAGGGUAUCAGGGACAUGACUUAGAUCUUUACAUUCCAAUCUUCACACUGUUACAGUUCUUCUUCUACGCAGGAUGGCUCAAGGUCGCAGAGCAACUUAUUAAUCCAUUUGGAGAAGAUGAUGAUGAUUUUGAAACUAAUUGGUGCAUCGAUCGAAACUUACAGGUCUCGCUUCUGGCGGUGGAUGAGAUGCACAUGAACUUACCGAGGAUGGAGAAAGAUAUUUACUGGAAUGACUCUUCUGCCCGGCCGCCCUACACAAAAGCAGCUGCUGAUUACUGCAUUCCGUCAUUCCUUGGAUCGACUAUUGAAAUGGGGCUGGCUGACACCGAAUUCCUCUAUGGGGAAGAGUGGCCCUGGGAAGAGGAGAAACACCGAAGACAACAUUCAGUGCUGAGAAGAGUCAAGAGAUUUCUCAGCGUCCAUGAGAGUCCUUCAUCCCCUGCUCACCGGCGCUACAAUCGGCAGACGAGUGAGAAUUCGGUGUUUUUCCCAGCAGAUGAAAAGGGGCACAUCAGAAGGCUGCAAGAAAUGCACACAAGAGGGAGACAUUCUACCUCAAGCUUCAGGAAGAAACAUGAAGGAGCUGAAAGAAGUAACAGACUUCACAGUAGCAGAGAUCUAGGACCUAUAACUGAAACCUCGAGGAAUGAGACACAGUUCAAUGACAGUGACACCUCAUCUGAGACAAGCAAGCCAGUUCCCGAGGUCAUCAUCUCUGAAGUUGAGGAGAAAGCACCUGAUGUGCUGGGCAAACCAUCUCUGCAAACAGAGAGCACCCCAGGCAUGCCAGAAGAGAAGCUCCAAAGGAGCCUAACUGAGGCAGACGUGACUCUUCUGGACCUUCCUUUCUUCCCCCCAGAAAUGACCACAUACCUCCCAGACUCUGACAUGCAUCAGUCACUUCCUAGCGUGAUAGGGGAGCCCAAAUAUGAGCCCCAUAGUAGUAACAUAGCCGGUUUUGUAACAGAUCAUGAGGGAAACCUCCAGAGAUGGAGUUUACCGAGCUUCCAUAGUCCCAGUACAAUGUCAAAUGCUGACUCUGCACCUCCUGUAACAGAUCCUGGGACAACUUCACAGCAAAAGACCUUAAGUGAUGGAAAAAAUGUUACUUCUGCUGCUGCUCCAGAGACAUUUGAAAUGUACCACUUAUUGGGUAACCUGGACACAAAAGAAACAGCCAUAGUAGAAUUUUCUAAUGAGAAAAGUGAAAGAAAACUUUGACAGUGCUUCUUCUGGGUCUGGCUGAACUUCCUGUCUUUUCUUGAAAAUGGUACUCACACAGAUUUGUUGGAAAGUGCAGAAAGGCAGGCAUGCUGCUCAGACAAGUCCUGAGUAAGUUCCAAUAGAGGAUUUGGGCACCUAAACAGGAGGCACUGUGGUGACAUGCUUUAAGCCAUUUGGUCACUUGCUUCAAAUCUGUGACCCUGUGGGGAAAACACUUAUGGAAAGAACUGAGAGCCUCAGGAGUGGAUGUAAACCAGGCAGCACACACAGCAGUGAGAUGUAUAGGUUCACCUAGAGGAAACACUAAGGUAAAGAAAAGCAGAGGUGGCUUUGUACACUUUGGAUCCACCCUGAACACUGCCAUCUAAUCUGAUGGCCAUUCUUUCAGAUUUAAGCCUGUUAAUUAAUCCUUGCAAGAUCACCAACAGUUUUGAUUUCUAGUCAAGCAGCUGGAAGGGGAGGUGUGGGCUCAAUUCCCUCCUCAGCCUGGAGAGAUUCAGUCUAGUAUCUCCCACUGCCUGGAGGGAUGCUUGAAAAAUCAGGCUCCUUGUUUGUGGCUUGUGGGAGCAGGAGCCUGCUCUGCUCCUGCUGAAGCUAUGCCACUACAGAAUGGAGGGGGACAAAAAAAAAAAAAAAAAAGGAAAAAAGGAUUUAAUAUUUAACUUAAUUAAGAAAAAGAGAAGAUGUAGAGGAUGUAAAUCUUCUGAUGACUGGGCAUUGGAGCUUUGAGCCUUGGUUUCUGCUCCUUGGAGAAUGUAUGUAGCUUGCCCAGGGGCUGUAGCACUCUCUCAAGAGGUAGAGAGCUGCAGAGGCAACUGAUCUCAUUCCCCCACUCUUGUAGGGAUUUUUUGCUGGCAUAUAUAGGAAGGAUUUUCAGCAGCUAUGGAGAAAAUCUGGCUUCUUAUAUAACUCUGUCCUCACAGACCAUGAGCUUGAGGUACUGUUUUUCCCUCUGAAAGGGGAUUUAAGCCAGAAAUUAGAGAUGACUUUUCUACAAAUCCUCACAGAGGAUCUGGUCCCACCACACCUACUCAAUCUCCUCCUUCACACAGCUUCCACUAGGGUUAAAGUUGUGGGAGCAGAAUGCUCAUCCUCCCCAACCCAGACAUCAACGGGUUUUAUCUCAGCACACCUAGGCCUGCAAAAGCCUUCCCAGCUUCUCAUUGUCCAGCUCUGCUCAGCUUCCAUCAUUUUCCUCUUGGCCUGGCUGCUACCUAGGGUACACACUCAUGCUUUCAGCCAGGCCAUUAAGCAUGACAUGAGCAAUGAUUUUUCUGCUUCUCCCACUCAUUCUGCCAGCGCUCCCUGGCCCAGCAUCAGUGUCCAUUCUUCAAUGGAAGCCAAAGGAAGCUGUCCAGUAACCACCGAGAGGAUAAGCUUCAAUUAAGUCCCACAGAGGUGUCUAUUACACACAGAUGUAUGUUAAAUUAGGAACGACAGAUCUGAAGUCCCACAGUAUAUUCUGCAAUAAGCAAAUAACAUUUCACACACAGCAGGCCAGCUCCGGGUUAGCUAUAAUAUAAAUAUAAUAAAAAAGAACUACUGCUGGGCUGAGUUAUCAGAAAAAUUUCCCCUCAUUUAGUCUGUUAUCUCACUUUUGCAAACAUCUGCGGGUUCUGACUUGUAUUAAAUUGUCUUUUGGAAUUAAAUGCUCUUUUAGGCACUUCUUUGGUGAGCUAUUUGCCUUAGCAUGGUAAACGGACUAUUUUAUCUACCCCAACAAUUUACAAUUCACAUUCACUGGCAAUGUGAACAAUAUAGAAUUAUUGCAUGAAUAAAGAUAUUUUGAGAAA
Molecule: messenger RNA, 4030 nt
Organism: Oxyura jamaicensis (ruddy duck)
Lineage: Eukaryota; Metazoa; Chordata; Aves; Anseriformes; Anatidae
Gene: BEST3
Product: bestrophin 3
Exons: 10
Coding region: 228-2234 (668 amino acids)
Molecular function (GO): chloride channel activity
Source: RefSeq, a predicted model, not a curated record